UUGCUUUGUCCUGUCCUUCUUUUUUUCUUUGUAUUCUUUGUUUUCUUAGAUGGUAGGAGAGAUAUUAGGAGGGGGUUCUCUUCUCCUCUUUUUCAUCCAUAUCUCACCCUGGGGAAUGAUGAGCAAAAGUGGAGGAGAAUUCUAUUCCUUCCCAAAGAUCAAGGAGAACUGAGGGAGAGGGGGAAGAGAACGUCCAGAGCUUUAAUAUAUAAGAGAGACAAGCUUCUUUCUUUCUUUUCCUUUUCCAUUCUUUUCUUUUAUUUUAUCCUUUUCUUUCCCUCUUCCCCCCUUCUUUGCUUCUCAUUCCCCUCUCAGUCUUUUGCCUCUACUGGCGAGGUGGGUGAGGCCCGUCCUCUGAGAGGAUCGGAGGUUCCACGCUGUGAGGGUAUGAGAGAUAAAGAGAGAAAGAUGACAUGGUGCAACAGCUGUGAUGAUGAUCGUGUGAUCGACAGGAGCUCGGCUUCUUCUGCUGCGUUGAUCAGCAAGAAAUCUUAUGCAAACGUGAUCAAGACGUGCCCUUCAUGCGGCCACCGCAUCCAAUAUGAGGAACAAGUGGCUGCGGCUGCCGCCAUCCAAGAUUUGCCUGGGCUACCUGCUGGUGUGAAGUUCGAUCCAACCGACCAGGAGCUUCUCGAGCACUUGGAGGGGAAGGCGAGGCCAGAUUCGCAAAAGCUUCACCCUCUCAUCGAUGAGUUUAUUCCUACGAUCGAAGGCGAGAACGGGAUCUGUUACACCCACCCGGAGAAACUCCCCGGAGUGAGCAGGGAUGGUCUCAUUCGACACUUCUUCCAUCGCCCUUCCAAGGCAUACACAACAGGGACUAGGAAGCGCAGAAAAGUGCAUACAGACGCGCAUGGAGGUGAGACACGGUGGCACAAAACCGGCAAGACAAGACCAGUGCUCGCAGGUGGGAAGCUGAAGGGGUACAAGAAGAUACUGGUUCUCUACACCAACUACGGUAAACAGCGAAAACCUGAGAAAACUAAUUGGGUGAUGCACCAAUAUCACUUGGGCUCUGAUGAAGAAGAAAAGGAUGGGGAGUUAGUCGUAUCAAAGGUAUUCUACCAGACGCAACCAAGGCAAUGUGGCUCGGUUGCAAAGGAUAGUACAGUUCAAGGAAACUCUAGAGGCCUAAAUGGGGACGAUCAUCCCAUCCUCAAGGAUGCCAGCAUCGUGGAUUACUAUAAUUCAUCACUAAUCACCUACAAUCAAGGUGGGCACAAUAGAGCAAACUCCCCUCAUUUGAUACCCAACUUCGCUGUACAUGCUGGUGGAACUUCCUAUCUUCCCUAAGUGGAUCAAAGUAUAUAUCCUUCUUUUUUAUUGCAUGCAUGCACAAGAAAAAGACUGAAGAAGAAGAAGGCGAGGAGGAGGGAAGCACUGGGGGGGAGUUUUUGUACACAGGUGAAUAAACUUAACCCAUGUUGAAACUUUACGUAAGUGGUAUAGCAUUCAAGUUAAUAAUUGAGAGGGCGCAUUCUUUAGUAUAUAGCUAAGAAAUCCAUCAAUGAUAGAACCAUCAGCUUUCGCCUCAGUUGUUGUAAAGAGACUGCAACUUGCAACACUUGUAUACUAAGGAGAGUGUUGGACACUCUUUUCUUAUGGUAAUGAUAAGGAUGCCAUGGCAGUUUUGUUAUGUGCUGCCAUAAAGUUGUAAGAUAAAGAAAGGUGACGGCAGAUAGAUGACUUUAGUUGGGGCCUGAAUCAUAGCUAUAUUUUUUCCUUUGUAAUGACAACUGGAUGAUGCAAGCUUGUCAAGCCUGGAUAUGGUUUUGAUUUCACA
Elaeis guineensis (African oil palm) is the source of this 1783-nucleotide messenger RNA. Its product is annotated as NAC domain-containing protein 73. The record is from RefSeq and is a predicted model, not a curated record. Lineage: Eukaryota; Viridiplantae; Streptophyta; Magnoliopsida; Arecales; Arecaceae. Gene Ontology annotation, biological process: regulation of DNA-templated transcription. Gene Ontology annotation, cellular component: nucleus. Gene Ontology annotation, molecular function: transcription cis-regulatory region binding; DNA-binding transcription factor activity.